Striga hermonthica is the source of this 933-nucleotide messenger RNA. The record is from the annotation of a GenBank genome assembly. NCBI's taxonomy places the organism in Eukaryota, Viridiplantae, Streptophyta, Magnoliopsida, Lamiales, Orobanchaceae.
AUGGAUGUGAAUUGUUUUUUCUCUCUUUUUGCUACACUGGUUUGGCUCUUUUGCAUUAGCAACGUUAAUGGCCAAAACAACAACCAUUUCAAAGUGACUGAUUAUGGAGCCAUUGCAGAUGGAAGAACGGACUGUAGUAAGGCUUUCUUGGCCGCAUGGAGGGAUGCUUGUGCGAGCUACGGUGGGGUUAUCGAAGUCCCAAAGAAAACUUUCGUUGUGAGUGGUGCGAGUUUCAAUGGGCCCUGUAACGGCCCAACAUUUUUCAUGAACAAAGGGGUGAUACUAGCUUCUCCAGGGGCCCACUAUAAGGAUUUCUGGAUCUCGUUUUAUGAAGUUAAUGGGCUCACGAUCCGGGGUGGUGGUACCUUUGAUGGAAAUGGGCCAACGGCCUGGCGAUUCCAUAAAUCUCGGCCCACUUCUAUUUACAUCGCCAAAUGCAACAACCUAAACAUUCGAGACAUCGUGUCCCUCAAUAGCAAGAUGUUCCACUUCCACAUAGUCGUGAACUGCACCCUCAUAAACACCACCAACGGGCUACGAAUCAAGACGUGGGCCCCAUCCACCGUGUCGACCACCGUUAGCGACAUCGUGUUUCAGGAUGUUAAGAUCUCGAAUGUCCGAAACCCGAUCAUUAUCGACCAAUACUAUUGCCAGCAGGGUUCUUGCAGCCAUGCAAGAGAAUCGAGUAUCAAGAUCAACGGCGUGAAGUAUAUAAACGUGAAGGGCACUUCGGCAUCCCCGGUUGGGGUGAACUUGCAAUGUAGCAGAUCACGUCCGUGCCAAAACUUGGAGUUUCAGGGUGUUCGGCUCACGCUCGGAGGCGGAAAAUCGACAGCCGCUGUUUGUUCGAGCGCGCACUUCCAAUACAUCGACCCGAGCAAUGUUCCUUCCAAGUGUGUUAGCCCUCAAGCGUAUGAUGGGAUGAUUAGUUGA